Molecule: messenger RNA, 1702 nt
Organism: Silurus meridionalis
Lineage: Eukaryota; Metazoa; Chordata; Actinopteri; Siluriformes; Siluridae
Product: C-C chemokine receptor type 5-like
Exons: 2
Coding region: 51-1124 (357 amino acids)
Biological process (GO): immune response; G protein-coupled receptor signaling pathway; chemotaxis
Cellular component (GO): membrane
Molecular function (GO): chemokine receptor activity
Source: RefSeq, a predicted model, not a curated record
UUAUAUAACUUUCUUCACAGGAUCUUUCACAAUCAGUGAAAUGAUGAGACAUGGAGAGAAUGCACUGCGACAUGGCGGACUUCUCUGAUUACUGCAACUUAGACGACCACAAACAGUUCUUGGUCUGCAACAUUUCUCAAGUAAAGGCCUUCAGCAGAGUGUUCCUCCCUACCCUCUACAGCAUCGUCUUCAUCGUGGGCUUCAUCGGAAAUGCUCUGGUGUUGUGUGUCCUGGUCAAGUACCGCAAAAGUUCAAACGUGUCGGACCUGUGUCUCUUCAACCUGGCCCUUUCAGACCUCCUCUUCCUGAUCUCACUGCCUUUCUGGGCUCAUUACGCUGCCAUAGCUGAGUGGAUCUUCGGGAGCUUCAUGUGCCAUGCGGUAACAGCGUUCUACAUGCUGGGAUUCUAUGGAAGUAUCUUCUUCAUGAUCUUAAUGACUACUGAACGCUAUGCCGUCAUUGUCCACCCCUAUACCUCCCUCUUCUCCAAGUACCGGUCGGUCAGAGCUAGCAUAGCUAUGGCUUUGUUUAUGUGGGCACUUAGCUUAGGAGCCUCACUUCCAAACAUCAUUUUCUCCCAAGUGAAGAAUGACUCGAACGUAUGGACAUGCAAAUUAGAAAAUCCUAAUGGGACAAUGUGGAGGCAGUUCUCUUAUAUUGAGCUGAACGUCGUCGGCUUGAUUAUUCCUCUCUCUGUGAUGGUGUUCUGCUACUCGCGUAUCAUCCCCAUUUUAAUGACCAUGAAAUCUCAGAAAAAACAAAAGGCUGUGAGGCUCAUGCUGGUCUUGGUCAUUGUUUUCUUUCUCUUCUGGACGCCCUACAACAUCGUCAUCUUCAUGAAGUUCCUGCAUCACUUGGGCUACAUGAACACGUGUCAGUGGGAGCAGGACCUGAACAUGGCUAUGCAGUGGGUGGAAACCAUAGCGUUCAGUCACUGCUGCCUCAACCCCAUCAUCUACGCCUUUGUGGGUCAGAAAUUCAGGAAUUUAUUCCUAAAGAUCCUGAAAGAGUGGUUUCCUCUUUGCUUUGGUCGUGGUAUAACAAUUGAGAGUGAGUUCCCACAGAGUAGAAACGUUAUGUACUCGCGCAGCUCCACAAUGUCCAGCACAAAGACAAAAUCCUAACACUAACUGUUAUCACCAAGUCCUACUGUAUUUUACAUGCCGUGUGAAUACACAAAGCUUAGUUCUACAUUUUGAGUGAGCAAUGUCUGAAUUUUAGAAUAUAAUCUACUAUGAAUAUUUAAUUUUUGGUAUAAUUUAACUGGUAAUUGUAAUCACAAUCAUUAUUUAGAGCUGACUGUAUUUAUACCUGCCCCUGGCAGGGAUAAAGCUUUUUUUGACAUCACACUUGUAAAUUCUUUUUGGUGUUGUCAAGUUUGUACACGUUUUGCAGUUGACGCAGGUUUUAACAGGUUUAGCCGACGCUAAAGUAAAUGAAUGAAGUUGUUCUUUAACUCAUUUAAUUGAUUGGUUGCACAUGUCAAGUGAAGUAGAUGAGCUUUUCUUUAUUUAUAUAAUAAAAAACGUCUUAUGACUGAUUGCUUUUGUGCAUCACUUUGAUGAGCGAUUAGAUUUCCAGGCUGCUCAAAAGAAAUUCACACCAUAUGUACUGUAUUACUGCUUCAGAAAAUGAUGUCACCCAAUUACCGUCAUAUUGUGGCAUAUCAUAUAAUAUGUUUAAUAUACUUUUUAUUUAUUCA